UAAUAUAAAUACCCUUGUUUUUGGUCUAACUGUUACAUAAUUUAAAGUCAUAUGUAAAAUGGAAAUUAAGGACCCUUAUGAAUCAAACCAUGUACCUUCUUACAUGCUUAUUGAAGCCACUGGUGAUUCGGAAGCAGAUUGUAAUAAUCCAACUAUGGAUAAAUUUGGUUAUGAAGUUUUUAGUGCAGAUGAUGAUGAUGCUCAAUCUUGUUGCCAUGAUAAUAAUACUGCUGAAUUCAAGGGAGGUGAGUCUUUGGAUGAUGAUGAAGAUUUGAAGAAAAGUGAUGUUUAUGGUAAUUCAUAUUGUGAAGAUGAUGAGAUGCAAGAACAACAUAAAUACAAAUCCUUUGUUUCUAAUGAUUCUUCAGACCAAGAGUUUGUAGAUGAGAUGGAAAAGAAUAGGUUGUUCUGGGAAGCUUGUUUGGCUUCUUGAUUGUAUUGUUUUUGUGAUUUUUUUUAUAAGUAAAUGUUAAGUUAGUUAUAAAUUACUACAAAUCAAUUAGAGGUAUAGCUUUUAUUAUGUACUUUAUGGGUCAUUAAAUGUGUCUUAAAGAUGAAAGCUUUCAAUUGUAUCUAUGCUUAUAUGAUUUAAUUUUCUUGGUAGUUCACACUAUAUUUCAUGAUU
Cicer arietinum (chickpea) is the source of this 625-nucleotide messenger RNA. RefSeq lists its product as uncharacterized. Lineage: Eukaryota; Viridiplantae; Streptophyta; Magnoliopsida; Fabales; Fabaceae. The record is from RefSeq and is a predicted model, not a curated record.